GGCCGGCGGUGGUAAAUGGAGGCGGUCCGCUGCGGCACGGCGCGCCCCUGUAGGCUACUCCACUCGCCUGGGUGAGUCGUGGGCGCGGCGGGCGGUGCGAUUGGCCGCUUGGCGGCGGGGGGGCGGGUCCCGGCGGCAGCGGCCUCCCGGGGCUGGGGUCCGUCUCGGCGGCAGCAGCGGAAGUCUCGCGAGGGAGCGUAGCCGGGAUUUGGCGGCUGGCUGCCUCCCUCUCGCUGGCUGCGAGGAGCUGGUGUUUGUGUGGAAGGGGGAGGAGGAGGAGGAGAAGAAGGAGGGGAAGCGAGAGGAGCCCGAGCCCCACCAUCCGCCGAGGGGAGCGGACCGGAGCCCCCUCGCCGCCCGCGGAGCUCUCUCCCCCCCGCCCUCGCCCCGCCAUGGCCUCGGGAGACACCCUGUACAUCGCCACGGACGGCUCGGAGAUGCCGGCCGAAAUCGUGGAGCUGCACGAGAUCGAGGUGGAGACCAUCCCGGUGGAGACCAUCGAGACCACCGUGGUGGGCGGCGAGGAGGACGAGGAGGAGGAGGAGGAGGACGAGUGCUGCGAGGAGUGCGGCCCGCACCACCCGCCCCAUCACUACCACCACCACCAGCCCAUGAUCGCGCUGCAGCCGCUGGUCUCGGACGGGGACCCCAGCGGGGCGGGCGGCGGCGCGGCCGGCGGCGGCGGGGGACAGCUCCACCUGCACCACCACCACCAGGAGGUGAUCCUGGUGCAGACCCGUGAGGAGGUGGUAGGGGGAGACGACUCGGACGGACUGCGGGCCGACGACGGCUUUGAGGACCAGAUCCUCAUCCCGGUGCCGGCCCCCGCCGGGGAGGACGAGUACAUCGAGCAGACCCUGGUCACCGUGGCCGCCGCCGGCAGCAAGAGCGGAGGCGGCGGCUCCUCCUCGGCCGGCGGAGGGGGCCGCGUUAAGAAGGGCGGCAGCGGCAAGAAGAGCAGCAAGAAGAGUUACCUGAGCGGGGGAGGCGGCGGCGGGGCCGAGGGCGGCGGCGGCAGGAAAUGGGAGCAGAAGCAGGUGCAGAUCAAGACCCUGGAGGGGGAGUUCUCGGUCACCAUGUGGGCCUCGGAUGAUAAAAAAGAUAUUGACCAUGAAACAGUGGUGGAAGAGCAGAUCAUUGGAGAGAAUUCUCCUCCAGAUUACUCAGAGUACAUGACAGGGAAGAAACUUCCUCCUGGUGGAAUACCCGGCAUUGACCUCUCAGACCCCAAACAACUGGCUGAAUUUGCUAGAAUGAAACCAAGAAAAAUUAAAGAAGAUGAUGCUCCACGAACGAUAGCUUGUCCUCACAAAGGCUGCACAAAGAUGUUCAGGGACAACUCUGCCAUGAGGAAGCAUCUGCACACUCAUGGCCCUCGAGUACAUGUAUGUGCAGAAUGUGGCAAGGCCUUUGUGGAGAGCUCAAAACUAAAGCGGCAUCAGCUAGUUCAUACCGGAGAGAAACCCUUUCAGUCACAUGAGCUUCUGCCACCAGAGGUCCCCUGCCUACUUCAUAUGAUACUCCUUAUAAAUCUUCUUUACAGUGUACGUUUGAAGGAUGUGGAAAGCGUUUUUCACUGGACUUCAAUUUACGCACACAUGUGCGAAUUCAUACUGGCGACAGGCCCUAUGUUUGCCCAUUUGAUGGCUGCAAUAAGAAGUUUGCGCAAUCAACUAACCUGAAAUCUCACAUCUUAACACAUGCUAAGGCCAAAAACAACCAGUGAAAGUUGGAGGAGAAAGUUCUUGAACUCAAAGCAUCUUACAGGAGUAUGAAUUGGAAAUAAAUAUGCCUCCCCUUUGUAUAUUGUUUCUAGGAAAGAAUUUUAAAAAAAGAACCCUACAAACCUAAAGGACGUGUUUUGAUAAGUAGUAAAUAAAAAGCAAAAAAAAAACCCCACAAAAAAAACUUUAAGGUGACAUUGCUAAGAUGCUCUACCUUGCUCUGUAAUCCCGUUUCAAGAACACGGUGUUUUGUAAAGUGGCCUCAACCGGAGGGGUCAGUUCAUGAACUUGCAUCAGAAAAGACAAUUCUUUAUACAACAGUGCUAAAAUUGGACUUCUUUUCACGUUCUUAUAAAUAUGAAGCUCACCUGUUGCUUACAAUUUUUUUAAUUUUGUAUUUUCCAAGUGUGCAUAUUGUACACUUUUUGGGGAUAUGCGUAGUAAUGCUAUGUGUGAUUUUUCUGGAGGUUGAUAACUUUGCUUGCGGUAGAUUUUCUUUAAAAGAAUGGGCAGUUACAUGCAUACUUCAAAAGUAUUUUCCUGUAAAGAAAAAAAGUUAUAUAGGUUUUGUUUGCUAUCUUAAUUUUGGUUGUAUUCUUUGAUGUUAACACAUUUUGUAUAAUUGUAUCGUAUAGCUGUAAUGAAAUCAUGUAGUAUCAAAUAUUAGAUGUGAUUUAAUAGUGUUAAUCAAUUUAAACCCAUUUUAGUCACUUUUUUUGGAGAAAUACUGCCAGAUGCUGAUGUUCAGUGUAAUUUCUUUGCCUGUUCAGUUACGGAAAGUGGUGCUCAGUUGUAGAAUGUAUUGUACAGGCACUGACCUUUUAUUAACACCUGAUAAUAUGUACAUCCCAUGUAAUAGAAAGGGCAACAAUAAAACAGUGGUCCUAAAGAAAGAAUAUGGCAGAAAAUGAUCUGUAAGCACAGUCUAUUUUCUUUUGUUGUCCAGAGCAGUCCUAGUUCCUCUUGACCUCCCAGAAAUUGGAAGCUAAAUAAACUCAAGUUUCCUUUACUUUGCAUUCAGUUACAAUGAUUUGUGAUGAAAUUACGUAAUGCCACGUCAGGUGGUAUACCUAAACAGAAUUGCUGACUGUAAUUCUGUUUUUUCAGUGACCUAGACUUCCAAUAACUGGAAUGGUGGAUUUGGAGACCUGGCAGUGUAGUGCGGAGUUUUCAGUGUGCCUGGACAGCAGCUAGGUAAAACAGUACAGUAAAUAACUCAGUGGGCACCUUUGUUUAGUCAAGGUAAGGAAUCUUGGAGGUUUAAAUGCAAUAACAAUAGAAAGCGGGGGAACGGUAGGGUUUGAGUGGUCGUACCAGAAAAAAAGAAAAUUGUCUUUUUCUUUUGGCUAACUUGUUUGACCGAGUAUAAUGAUGAAAAUUCUUGGAACCUCGUUGGACACCUUUUACUUCAAAACAGGAACUCAGAGUUCUCAGAGAACUUCAUGGAAUUUUGAUGGUCUAACUAAAAGUGGUUACUACUCAUUUGUUCAAGUGUUCAAAGUAAGAAAUUUGCAGAUACUAUAGUAAAAUGUGACAGAUUAAUAAACAUAAGAAUAUGCACAGAAA
Messenger RNA from Harpia harpyja (harpy eagle), 3290 nucleotides. It is a transcript of the gene YY1, whose product is annotated as YY1 transcription factor. Gene Ontology annotation, biological process: regulation of transcription by RNA polymerase II. Gene Ontology annotation, molecular function: RNA polymerase II cis-regulatory region sequence-specific DNA binding; DNA-binding transcription factor activity, RNA polymerase II-specific. The record is from RefSeq and is a predicted model, not a curated record. The coding region runs from base 393 to 1682 and encodes 429 amino acids. Gene Ontology annotation, cellular component: PcG protein complex; transcription regulator complex. NCBI's taxonomy places the organism in Eukaryota, Metazoa, Chordata, Aves, Accipitriformes, Accipitridae. The transcript is spliced from 6 exons.